ACAAGGGGCUGCAUGUGCCACUGGAGAGGAAGUAGAGCAAAUCAACUCCUAUUUUUCCAGGCUUGGUAAUACUACAAAAUAUAUGCUGCCAGAAGGUCGGGAUGAAAUGUUGACUGAAUGCGCAAGGGCAUGGAACAAGCGUAAGAUAAACAGCCUGGUUCAAUACCUAUGUAAACGAUACUAUCGCGCUGUUGAAAUGUCAAAGCAUUCAUUACAAAAGUUGGAUGAAUCAGUCGAUGACCUGUCUUUAGGUAAAGCAGAAAUAAAGUACUCAGAUUGGAAAUCAGAAGUUCAGAAUGUUGCCAAAGCGGAGGAGUUAAUAAGUGGAAGGAAAACUGAAAUGACUGCUCAAGAGCAAUAUUUUCUAUUUUCUGAGCACUUACGUCAAAUGCAGCUUUUAGAAAAUCUUGAAUGCUCUUUAGCGCCUGUCGUGGGUGCUGUUCUAACCUACCAGAACAUGUACAGUUCUCACAUAAAGAAAUUUAAAGACGUACCUGCUAUCGAAAAGAGAUUGAAAGAUUUAGAGAGUGAUUUUGAGGAAUUUGACAGACCAAGUGUCAUAGAAGAGGGAAAACGUUUGUUAGUUCAGAGAAGUCUUAACGUUCUUCAAACGAAAAUUGAAAUGGUCUAUUUCUCUAUUGUAAAAAGGACGUCGGCUAUUUCGAAACUUGCUGAUACUUCAAAACAAAGAGCAAAGUUGAGGCGGAAAACUGUAGCUGACAAGGAGCAGAUGAAAAAUUUGGUUGAACAGUACUCUGCGCUCUAUGACGGUAACAAACCUAUUGAGUUCGCCGCUGUAUUAGCUGGGAAGUUUCCUUGGAUACAAGAAAACAAAAGCGUUUCAGACAUACCUGUACGUGUGAAAGCGAUGGUGGUUGAAAAUUACUUAAUCUCCGAAAGAUGGAAAGAAGAGAUUGAGUUGGUGAAGACUGAGAUGGAACGUUUCCUGGCGUAUUAUUCGAAGCACGUUUUGCCGAAACUUCUCGACGAGAUAACAGCAAUUAGUAACUUGUCUGAAAAUGAUAAUGCGAUGGAUAUUGGCGAUCGUUCGCCCAAAGCUAGUAACGAAAGAAGUGAUAUCACUGAAGAUGAAGAGUUUGUGCAGUAUAAAGUGAAGAAUGCUUCUCAUUCGUACCUUUGCGGCUUGCAAGCAUUGAAAAAGAAAGGUUUAGAGUAUUGCAUUAAACAACUAAAUAUGGGUGUCGAGCAUUUUAGUAGAAUUACGGCUGGAGACUAUUCGAAAGUUCAAGAAUGCUUUCAUGGUUUUCCGUGGUCCUUAAGCGAAGGUGAUUCGGGUAUGAUUGAAGAGGAUAUUUCCGAUAAUGAUUUUGACGGCAAUGAAGAAGAUGACGAGAACGACAAUGAUGAGUACAGCGGUGAUGAAGACGGCGAUAAUAUACGUAAAGGACGAUUAUUUGUACAAAGCAUUUAGAAUUUGUGUAAAAUAUUGCAUGCCUAUAUAAUAAAAUAUUAAUUAUGUCACUAUGUCAUAGUUCCCCUACAUUGAUCAUUAGAGAUCGCUUGUUAUAAUAGUUGAGCAUACCGAAAAAGAUGUACAUUUAAUAACUGCAAUGCAUUGCGGUGAGAAAUCGUUUGGAAAAGCAAAUUGACGUAUUUCGAAGGACAUGCAUCAAACAGGAGGUUAUUUCCCUUUUUGUGAUAAACUUCUACGUCCUUAAGUGCUUUUCUUACCAUCUUUUUUCUGUCAUUUAUUCUUGAUGUCUGGAAUGCAUAUAGCUAUAUGCACAUGUAGCCAUCUUUUUCCCUAUGGUCAAUUGAAUAAACUUUUAAUCUCCAUGUGUACAUGGGAGCUGUAUUAAUAAAUAUCUAAAUUAUAUUAUAGGAUUAACACAAUAUUCAAAAUAGAUUAUCUGUAAAACAUGUACAUAUAAAAGUAUAAAACAUAAAUGAAUAUAUUUAAAAAUAGACCUAUUCUAAAGAGAAAGACAGGCAUGUUUCGAGUUACGCAAAACAAGGCUAGUCAGAUUUUCCCUGCUGAAUUUAAAGCCAUUUGUUCACUUUUUUGCCGGACCUGUUGCAAGCUUCAAAGU
This is a messenger RNA of Dendronephthya gigantea, 2051 nucleotides long. RefSeq lists its product as uncharacterized. The coding region runs from base 83 to 1432 and encodes 449 amino acids. The transcript has 8 exons. NCBI's taxonomy places the organism in Eukaryota, Metazoa, Cnidaria, Anthozoa, Malacalcyonacea, Nephtheidae. The record is from RefSeq and is a predicted model, not a curated record.